CACAUGUGCACAAUUGCUUGACCUAUUAGCAGGAGAAUAUGGCCGCCGGGAGCCCAGCCGGAGAUCCGGCUGACGAUUUCAACUUUCCGACCGGCUUGGCCAUCCAACCGAGCAGCAAGAGCUGCAGCAGCCAAGCAGGUUGCGAGCUUGAUGCGUGGGAUGCAGAUACUGCGGAGGACAUUGAUCGAUGGGGUAUAGCAGGGCGGGUCUGGGAAGCGGCAUAUGCUCUGCGCGAAUACCUCCGGCCACCAUGCGAGUCCGCUCUCGAGUUUGACCCUCCAUGCAGUUUCUUCGCUUUGCCGCCGAAUGCUUCUCCAGAUGGCACAGCAGCAAGAGGACCAACGUUAGCACGCGCUGUGUCAGCGGUUGAGCUGGGCUCCGGGGUCGGCUAUGUUGGUAUUCACCUUGCCCUAGCGCUCUCAAGGGCUCAUGGUCGAUCCUCCUGUCAACGAGUCAAAGAUAAUGUUGAGACUAACCGGAGUGCGCCAAUGCCGACAUCACCGACCCCCACUGUCAUUUUGACGGAUCUUGAUCAUGUCUGCCCGUUGCUGGAGCGAAAUGCUGCUCGCGCGCUGCGUCCUCCUUCAGCAUCGACCACAGCACCAGAUCAAGCAUCGGGCGUGAAGUUGCUCGUGCGACCAUUGCCAUGGGGCUCUUCCAAAGCGGCGGAGCGGAUCAUGAAAGAGGACAUUGCUUCAAGGACGGAAAGCGCCGUUUCUGAAAGCGCCGCUCACACAGCCUCUACCUCGGCACCGACGCACAUUGUUUGCUCGGACCUAGUCUACUUUCCCGAACUUCUACCACCGCUAUUGCGUACAAUCAUCCAGCUCAGCGAGCCGCAGCGAACGACAUCAGCAGAAACAGCGACAAGCGAGCUGAUCAUAUCGUACAAGGUACGCUCGCUCGCAAAGGAGCAGCCGUUCUGGCAGGCACUAGGAGCCUGGUUUGACAUGGAGCCGGUUCAGUGUCGACGUCGAUGGAGGCGGAAACCCGAUAUUGUUGGGGAAGAAAGGGCGUGGGAGCAUAUGGCAGGCCCAUGGGGCCCAUGGCAUCGAUUUGGGCGCUGGAAGUCUGAUCUGGGUCUUGGUGAGGCCUCCAAGGCUGAAUCACCGCGCUAUGGUAGUGACAAGCAAAAUGCAAACGCGUUGGGAGCAGGAGCGAAAACGCCUGACAGCGACCGCGAAGGCGAUGCCGAGCAGCACACUACAGGUGAUGCUAAAGAUGAGGCGGAAGAAGCAGAGGAGGAAGCAGAGGAGGAAGCAGAAGAUGAUAUGUUUAUAUUUGUCUGUCGCCGCAAGCGCGAGAGCUUGGGAUACGAGCCGCCGUCAGAUGAUGCCAAGCUGAUGGGCGGCUGGAGGGUCAUGGAAGGUGCUGGUCCAGGAGGAGCAACGUCAGAAUCAGGGUCAGAGGAGGUACUGCAGCAAGGCAGCGAAGGUGGUGCGAUCCGUGCGGCAACCUCGACCGUCCCCGCUGCUUCCCUCGCUACCGCAGGAGAUACGUUUGAGCUUCUGCUUCUUGGCAUGCUCGAACCGUAGUGUAGUCCAUUUGUAAUUCCCAGAGAAAGCA
Molecule: messenger RNA, 1566 nt
Organism: Tilletiaria anomala UBC 951
Lineage: Eukaryota; Fungi; Basidiomycota; Exobasidiomycetes; Georgefischeriales; Tilletiariaceae
Exons: 2
Coding region: 39-1535 (498 amino acids)
Biological process (GO): peptidyl-lysine methylation
Cellular component (GO): cytoplasm
Molecular function (GO): protein-lysine N-methyltransferase activity
Source: RefSeq, a predicted model, not a curated record